AUGGACCUUUCGAACUUUUUGAAUCCAGCAGAGGAGGCGAUGGCUCCAUAUAUACAGGUUUCCGAUGCUCAAGAUGAUGAUGAUGAGGAGCCCCAGCGUCCUGUGCUCACCACACAGAACACUAUACAAGCCCUCCAAGCUCUGAUUGAGUUCUCAGAAUCUGAGAAUAGUGGCGUGGAGAGGCAAUUAGUGGCCAAACAGGCCAAUGACUUGGUUCAAGCACCACUAGUUAUAGCCCUUAAGUGGGAUCCUGUUGCUAUAGGACUUGAACGCCUCUUUAGCAUUGUUAAGAGGGUUGUUAGUUGGAUAGGCAGCAGCCUAAAGGAGAAGGAGAGGGAGGAAAAGGAUGCUACUGUCAAGAAGCAGCUUAAGGACCUAGAGUCUAAGUAG
Molecule: messenger RNA, 390 nt
Organism: Pseudogymnoascus destructans
Lineage: Eukaryota; Fungi; Ascomycota; Leotiomycetes; Thelebolales; Thelebolaceae
Exons: 3
Coding region: 1-390 (129 amino acids)
Source: RefSeq, a predicted model, not a curated record